Molecule: messenger RNA, 2357 nt
Organism: Bombus impatiens (common eastern bumble bee)
Lineage: Eukaryota; Metazoa; Arthropoda; Insecta; Hymenoptera; Apidae
Product: FMRFamide-related peptides-like
Exons: 3
Coding region: 199-819 (206 amino acids)
Source: RefSeq, a predicted model, not a curated record
CCACCGCAGCAACAGGCCGCAAACGUCGCGUAUCCCUUCUGCGAACGCGAUAGUUUCCUUUCUAUUUCCCUACCUUUCUUCUUCUUCUUCAUUUUGUGCAACAAAUUCACCGCGAUCAACCCACCAAGGGGAGGAACUUGACAUAUUCGGAGACCAUCGAGAAAGAUUUUCGAUAGCCAUAACAACUACACUUGCGACAUGAAGAGCUCGUUAACAUCGUUGUAUGUGCUGUCCUUCAUCUGCAACUGGGCACUGGUUUCUUCCUCCAUAUUAACCCCCAUGAAGGCUGAUGGAAGUUUGAGGAUCUUCAAGGAUGGGCCCAAUGACUUCGAAUACGUGCUGAAGAGGCAUGACGUCGAUAGAAGUUCGGAAGAUCCUGAUUCAAAAGAACGACGAAGCAGCAUGGGGUCCUCUUUCAUUAGAUACGGCCGCAGCGAUCUGGACGGAAAUAUAGAGAGAGUUUCCAGCAGCGAUGGCGAUGGUAGCUCAAAGGUGAACAGGUAUCCUCGUUUCAAGUCACCGGAUAUCAUCAUUAGGUUUGGCCGAUCGGGCUUCAAGAACCUGAACGAUGACACACAUUACAGACACGGAAGAAAUAACUUGAAUUUUCUCAGAUACGGCCGGAACGUGCAGGUUUAUCCUCUAGAAAUCGACAUGACUGCGAUGUGCUCCGAUCUACUAUCAAAUAACGAGAUUAACGAUCUUCAUCCGUACGAGGCGAGAUUGCUUCGUCUGUGUAACAUUUUGAACAACAGCGAUAUAGAACAUAGAAACAGUCCGGACUUCUUAGAAGACCGGCUCGGUUCGAAACACAAUUAAAUAUGCUCUUGUAAUCGAUCCAUCGCGCCUAUUCAUCGGAAUUCGUGCCAAGACCCGCCGUCAACAGCUCACUUUCGGGACACUGCACCGCAAUCGAUCCCGAAAUUCCGAUGGACAACGUUGUUAUCGGCCGAUCCAUACUCAGUUAUGACUUGACGAAGACCUGUUACACCUUUCUUCGAGCUUUUAGCCUUGCAAAUGAUUUUAUGGAGCCGGUUGAUGCUUUCGUCUUGGUCUUUCAGGUAAAACUGCGCUUAAUAGUAUUAGACAAUUACAAAUACAUCGGCAACGAAUUCUACGUCAUAUUAUUCGUUUGUUAGAACACAAUUUAUGGAUAUUUAUUACUUACUUUGCAAAAUCUUAUAUUUUCAAGUCUGUAAAAUUAUUCUCAACUGUUUCAUAUUAAAACAUUUUUCUUUAGACAUCAAGUGACAUAAUUGUCAGAAACAAAAAAUGGAUUUAUCAUAUUUUUCAAUUUUUCUCAUGGAUCGAUUUUAACAUUUUUACUGCGCUAUUUGGUUUUCACGGAGAUAUUUCAGUAAGUUCCUUGAAUUUUGUAAAGAUUCGAGAAGAUUUGUGGAUCGUUGUGCGAUCAUAUGUAAAUAAUGCUGUUUAAUAUUAUUUCUGUUAACGCAUUAUUAAAUUUUUUAAUGGCCAUAAUAUGGCCCCUUUUGCUUAAUUUAUUAAUUAGUAGUAGUGAACUGGCGAAUGACAAGUUGUGAGUUAUAGAUUUCUUCUUCAUAAAUGUACAAUUUUACAUUAAAUAGAUUAAUCGAAUGAUUUACAUGUUAUUUGUUAUAUAUGUUUUUUAUAUAAAUUCAUUUGUAAAAUUCCAUUUGCUUUGCUAUCAAACUUGGCCCAAUUAUGUAAGAAAGUCAAUUGCUAACCUGUAUUGAUAAUCUGUAACUUGUGAAUUAUAAAAUUUCAUUAAUAAUAUUAUUCAAUUGCGCACAAGAGAGUUCAGAUAGAUGAAUGGUCAAUAAUUCUAAAAAAAGAAGAACUGUUUGUGUUGAGGUUAUGUAACCACUUCAACAGUUUGUAUUCACUUGAAUCGAUAAUAUUUAAUUAUGAAUGAUACGAAACAUGAUACAUGGAAGCAGUGAUUAUUACAAGUAACAAUUUUAUAAUUCAUUUUUAAUGAAUAAAUUUUGCCGUCUGAAGAGAUAAGCGUGAUAAUAAACGGAAGAUAAACACAGUUAUAUGAAUCACUAUAGUAGAAGCUUGGUGUAUCAAUUUAUGCGAUAAUCUAUAACGAUCUACCUCACUAAUUACUUUUCACAAAUUAAUUUCUUUUUUAUCAGUAGUAAAAAAUACUUUCCUACGAUCUUUUCAAAAUUUUAUAUCGUCGCUAAUUAGUCUAAUUAUUGAUUUAUGCCUUCGUAGAUGAUUGUAUAACCUUAAAUGAUUUCUGUUCAUAAAGAUCUAUUUGUUCGAUUAACAAAAAGGCCGACGAAUAACGUUGUACCAUAACGUUCCUUCUGGGUACUUUAAUGUACAUCCACCUGCGUAUUCAGUGUAAAUAAAGAAAAUUUCAUUGG